CAGGUCGAUGGCGACGCUUCGAUUUCUUGCUCUCCUCUUUUCCUGCUUCUACUUCUGCGUACGAUGCCAGGGGCAGAGGUUUUCUGAUCUCAAGAAUAUGGCAGCUAAUCAGAAGGGCGGCAUUGUCACUGUAGGAAACGAAUUCAAGGACCAAGCCGGCGAGAAGUUCAAGGAAAGGACGGAAGAAGUAAAGUCUUCCCUGCAGGGCUUAUUCGAUCCUGUUGGUUCUCCGGGUAAGUCCGCUUUCUUUCAGAAAGUCAAGAAAGAUGGCAUUGAUUCUGUCGAGCUUUUCGAAACUUUGUUCAAGAGCAAAGCGUUUGAGAGCAUUUUGGAAAAUGUCGAGAUUCAGCACCGAAUUAUCGAGGGAGUCCCUAUUCUGGGAGCUGUGAGCGGAUUCCGUGAAGCUAGAGGGCGCCGUUUGACGGAUCAAGAGACAACGGCUGGCUUCAGCAAAGGCGUUCGAAAUCUCCUUGAAAUGUUCAAGACAUCAGCAAAGCAUGCAUUGGUAAUUUAG
Molecule: messenger RNA, 514 nt
Organism: Nannochloropsis gaditana CCMP526
Exons: 4
Coding region: 8-514 (168 amino acids)
Source: RefSeq, a predicted model, not a curated record